AGGUCGGAGGAAAACCUCUCCUCUAGUACGUGAAUGAUAUGCAGAUUACUUAACAAUAACAUGGAGUCUGGGAUGGUAAGCCGACUGCUAGGUCUACGUGUACAACUAGCACCUACAUAGAUGAUUGUUGCAAAAAUUUUCAGCGGCCACGGACGUUUUUGACCUGAUUUCAUCUCCAAAUUUUUAACGCUCCGUCGACUGAUGUGUAUUAUUCAAUAUUAUCACUGCGGUUCCACUUGUUUGACUUGUAUCGUACUUAGAUGAGUACUUUUCGAUUCCAUAGUGCUGCUCCUCACAUCGUUAACAGUACUUCCUCUUGAAGAUACUUACUACUAGUAUAAAAUGGCGUCGUCCAAGCGUGAUCCGACUCGACAGAGUCUGAAGCAGUUUUUUGAGAAGUAUGGAGAGAAGACCGAUUUAUAUGCGGUGCUGGAGUUGGAUGCCAGCGAGGGUGCCGCGGCCUGCCGUCCUGGUGCGCCGGCUGAGGCCGCGGCAGCCUUGGAGAAGAAAAUCUCAAAGGCGUACAAGAAACUCUCCUUGGUUUAUCAUCCGGAUAAACAGGCGGACAAGGAUUCGAGCAUGUUCGUGAAAAUCAAGGAAGUCUGCGACCUGCUGCUGGACCCGGCGGUGCGAGAGGAGAUUCACCGAGAGGAACUAAAGCGAAAGGCACAACGCGAGUUGCUCGAGAAGCAGAGCGGAGAGCGUGCGCGCCUGGCCAAAGAGCUAGAAAAGCGGGAGCGCGAGGCGGAAGCGAGAAGACAGGAGGCAGCUGAGCAGUCCAUGUUCUUUAAUGCUGCAGCCGCAGGAAUGGGCAGAGUGUCUGCCAAACCCGGAAGAGACCCCUCUUCUCAGAUGGGAGGCAGCACGUCGAGUAGCAGCGUCACGAAACUUAGCGCAGAGCUCAGCAAAAUACGCGCCGCGAAUCGCGCGUACAUCGAGCGCAAGAAUGAGGAGCGCAGACGCUUUCUUAGGGACGACCUGGAUGUACGAGUGAAGAAAGAAACGGUGAAACUCCGGGACGCGCGAGUCAUCAUACAUGUGAAACGAGCUGGCGACCUGGUGACGAGUUCUAGAUCGAGUUUAAGAACUCCAGCCUCAGGAAGCGACCUGUUGACAAACGCAAAUAAGCGACAAGUGAUCUCACGCAUCCAGCAAGAUUUCGAGCAACUAGUAAGGGAUCGCAAAAUAAGUGGCUUCGAGGGAACGGUGUUUCUCUUCAAUGACGAGCAGGAUGUAGCCGAUGGUGUUUCAUCUGCCGGUGUAGCGUCAACGACGGUCUCUUCUAGCAAAAGCGCUGCUGGCGACCAAAAACAAAUCACGACUUUCUGCGAUUUGCAAUUUGAGUCAAGAGAUAAGGCGCGCCAGUGUGUAGAGUUUCUCCUUACGGAAAAAGCGACGAACAAGAAAUUCCCCUUCUCGUGGAUAGGUAAAAAGCUACCUCGACUCUGCGAUCCAGGUCCUGAGCUCAAGGCGAACGACCUUGAGAAAGCAGCAAAACGAAGGCGGCUUUUCCCAAGAAAUAUCGCACUAUCUGCACAAGGAGACGCGUUUAUACAAGCCGGAGAGCGUGAUGUGCGGUACUCAAGUUUCUUCGAGAUGGAAAAGGACGUACUCGCGAGAAUAGAAAAGGUGAUUGCCUAACCGCACCAACAGUACCAUCGGUGCCUUCUGCCACCCACGAACACGACUAUGCUGUUUCAGGCCGAUUCCUCAGCUCCAACCCGACUUUAAAUUUUUUCCAAGUCGUGAUUUGUUUAUAGUUCUCUCUAUUUAGUAGAGAAUCACUCUGAAGCAGAACCACCUGC
Amoebophrya sp. A25 is the source of this 1805-nucleotide messenger RNA. NCBI's taxonomy places the organism in Eukaryota, Dinophyceae, Syndiniales, Amoebophryaceae. The record is from the annotation of a GenBank genome assembly.